This is a messenger RNA of Xenopus laevis (African clawed frog), 1442 nucleotides long. Its product is annotated as probable serine/threonine-protein kinase DDB_G0281745. The transcript is spliced from 12 exons. The record is from RefSeq and is a predicted model, not a curated record. The coding region runs from base 107 to 1321 and encodes 404 amino acids. Lineage: Eukaryota; Metazoa; Chordata; Amphibia; Anura; Pipidae.
ACACUAUUUUUGUUUAAAUUAAUUUGAACUGAGAUUUUGACUUUCAUUUAAGGGCAGUAAAUCAGUCCCUGAAUUUUAUGAAUUUAAUAUUGACUGCCAAGAAGAAAUGGUACAGCCUGAGGAAAAUGUCUUAAUUCUACUGGAGAACUCUCUCUUAAAUCCAAUACAAAAUAGUCAAGAUCCAGCUAAUCAACAGAGUUCUCAUGUGAUCAAGGAUACCGUACAAAACAAUUCAUCAACAGAAGAUUUUAAUUUGACAAAAUCUUCACCAAAGAGAAUGAAAGAUUAUUACUGCAAAAAACCAGACCUGUUCAUUUUUGAUCAACCAGCUAGUGAGAGCAAUUUCGAUAUGCAGUCCUGUGGCGGUCUUAGCAAGGAUUUAUCGGCAUCUAAUAUCUUCGAAGAAAAUAUAGAAGAUCAUUCCACUCCACCUAUUCCAACAAAAUCAUUAGCAUUCAAUCACCGGCUGCCAUUUGUAGCAGCUGAAAAAAUAAAAUAUUCUGAAAACACAAUCCUUGGGAGAGGAAAUUAUGGCACUGUUUACAAGGGUUACUUUCUGGAUACUCCAGCGGCUGUAAAAAUUAUCCAGAGUGUCCAAAGUCUUGAUCAUAUUCAAGAGAUUAAAGUAUGUCUAACAAUGUCACAUCCUAACAUUGUAAGAUUAAUGGCCGUUGGACAAAGAGAGAAUGAUAUAUUACUCGCUAACGAGUUCAUUCAUGGAGACACCCUACAAAAAGUAAUUAAUUCGCCUAAAUGCCCAAUUAAGCUAAGCUUUGAAGAAAAAGCCUUUGUUGGCAUUGAUAUGUCUUUGGCAAUACAAUAUAUACAUGAAAGAAAAAUUAUUCACCAAGACAUUAAACCAGCAAAUGUUAUGAUAACCUUUUUAAACAAAAAGGCCAUUCUGACAGAUUGGGGUUUGGCCCACAUGAAAGAUUCUGUGUCACUCAAUAUGGGCAGUCAUAUGUCCAGAACAAUUUUCCCGCAAAACGGUGGAACUCCCUUAUACAUGUCCCCGGAAUGUCAAAUACAGUACGAAGCUGCAACCUACCAAUCUGAUAUUUGGUCUUUUGGAAUUUUACUUGUAGAAUUAUUUAGCGGCAAAUGCGCGUGGAAUGUGAAGGACAUGAUCUCUUUUAACAGAUUGCUUUCCAGAAAGACACAACCGCAUGGCCUUGCUGAUGUUCCUGCAUCAGUUAAAGAGAUUGUUACAUGCUGUGUUAAGUACAAUAGAUACGAACGCCCAUCUGCCACACAAGUAGUCCGUUUUUUAAAAAAAAUUCCAAAUUUGGAUUUCUGUAACCACUAUGGUUACAUGUGGUAAGAUGGUUUCUGUCUUCUGGCCCUCCUUUUGCGCUCCACUACUGUUGCAACAAUUUCUUUAAAGGGAUACUGUCAUUGUAAAAAAAAAUUUUCAAAAUUAAUCAGUUAAUGGUGCUGCUCCA